Oncorhynchus keta (chum salmon) is the source of this 4584-nucleotide messenger RNA. RefSeq names its product phosphatase and actin regulator 1-like. Gene Ontology annotation, molecular function: actin binding. Bases 428 to 2311 code for a protein of 627 amino acids. NCBI's taxonomy places the organism in Eukaryota, Metazoa, Chordata, Actinopteri, Salmoniformes, Salmonidae. The transcript has 12 exons. Gene Ontology annotation, biological process: stress fiber assembly; cell motility. The record is from RefSeq and is a predicted model, not a curated record.
UGCAGGGGUGCGCAAUGGGUAGGUAGCCAAUCAUAUGCUCACUUGCGGAUUAGUUUUGCAGACGAGGAUGGGUAUUGAGGGAGAGACAGGCACAGCAAUUCACUCACUCUAUUUCACUAUCAGUCAUUAUUUUGGGACAAGCUGUAAAGUAGCCUAUAGCAGCAAUGGUCUACAUCAUAGUAUAAUAAUAUCCGUGGUUUUGAAUUCUGCCCUUGGCAUUCCGGUGUUAGUGAGCGAUAUCGGAAUUCAGGUCCAUGUUUGGAAUUUACAAUAUUAUAUCUGUCGUCGUUGAUAGAAGAGAAGAAGGGGUUUAAGGAAGUGCUCAAGAUCGAAAGCGUUGCGAUUGGUUAAGGUCAGGUAGGAAUCAGGGAGCCGUUCGUUUAAAACCCCGUCCCCGUAUGCCUUGCGUUUAGAUUUUCGUCUAUCCAUGUUCAAAUCGGGCAACUAUCCCAUGGCGGCGGAUACUGCGCCCACCACCAUGCAUGGGAGUUGGUUCAACAACACGGGCUACAUGGAAAACAAUAUGCCGGUGGCGGUGGAGAAACCGAAGAAGGCAUUUUACCUGGUCAGAAUGAUGUCUCUCAACAACAAUAAGAAAGGGCAACAAACCAAGCAUCAGCAAACCAACCACCAGCAUCACCAGAAUAACAAUAUGCCCUUCAUGAUACACUGUCACAUCGGAAAAGAGAUCAAACACAUUUGCAGCAACUGCAGUCGCGGGAACGAAACCCAGGACGCAGAGGAGGUUGAAAGGCGGUCCGCAAUGCGUUCCGAGUCUCUGGUCUCUGGCACACACACACCGCCCAUCCGCCGCCGGAGCAAGUUUGCCACUCUGGGCCGUCUCUUGAAGCCCUGGAAGUGGAGGAAGAAGAAGAGUGAGAAGUUCAAGCAGACCUCUACCGCGUUGGAGAGGAAGAUGUCGGUAAGGCAAAGCAGAGAAGAGCUGAUCAAGAGAGGUGUGCUGAAAGAGAUCUUUGAGAAAGCAACCGUGGAGUUCCGAUCCUCGAUGGAGGGUGGAGUCUGCACUCGGGAGCCCUCUAGUGUGAAGUCAUCCAUGGUCCUGCCUUCCAAGAAAUCUGUUGCUUUUCCCAGCAACGUUCAGGACAACGUCGCCAAGACCCCCAUGUACCACAAACAGCCCCCUGCGCUGCCCCCCAAACCUUUCAACAGGAUCCCCAACCACAGCACAGACUCUUGUCAGCAGAUGAAGCUGCCUUGUAUGCCAGGCCAGGGAGGCAAGCCAUCUCCUCCUCUACCUCCCAAGAAAUUGAUGAUCUGUGUGCCUCAAGGGGGAAUGGACAACUCUUGCUCCUCACCCUCUCCCCUCCGCACCUUCUCCCAACCGAAGUUCCCCCCUCCACAUGGCCACCAAGGCCAUCCCCCCCACCAUGGCCCUCUGCUGCCCUCGCAUCUCACAUCCCUAGCCAACCUCCACCAGGGGAUCAAGGGGGGCGGGAAGCACCAUAACCACGGACACGCACACAACCAAGGCCACCAGCUCCAUCUGCAGUAUGGCUCCAUGCAAGGCCAUGCCCCCAGCCGCAUCAUCGAGGAGCUCAACAAGACGCUGGCCUUCAACCUGCAGAGGCUGGAGAACAAUGCAAUGCAUUCUGGUCAGUGUAGUCUUCUGGACAGAAGCCAGGUGCCCUCUGAGAUCAUCGACGAGGACGACAAAGAGAACAUGCCCAACGAGUCUGACUAUGAGGACCUGCCCAGCAUGUACAAAAACGAGGAUGAUGAUGAUGAUGAGGAUGAUGAUGAUGAUGACGAGGAUGAUGACUCGCUCUUUACAAGUACCCUGGGUCUGAAAGUGUUGAGGAAGGAUUCUCUGGCUGUCAAGCUGAGUAACCGUCCAUCUAAGAGCGAGCUGGAGGAGAAGAACAUCCUGCCCAUGCAGACUGAUGAGGAGAGGCUGGAGUCCAGGCAGCAGAUAGGCACCAAGCUCACACGGCAGUUGAGUCAGAGGCCCAGUGCUGAGGAACUGGAACAGAGGAAUAUCCUGAAACGUGAGUAUUCGCUCAACGAACAGGAGGAGUUGGAGGAGAAGAGGGAAAUAAAACGCAGAUUAACGCGAAAGCUGAGCCAGAGGCCUACGGUGGAGGAGCUGAGACAGGCUAAGAUCCUGAUCCGCUUCAGUGACUACGUAGAGGUGUCCGAUGCCCCGGAACACGACAGACGGGCAGACAAACCCUGGACCCGCCUCACGGCAGCCGACAAGGCAGCCAUACGGAAGGAACUCAACGAUUUCAAGAGCCAUGAAAUGGAAGUGCACGAGUCAAGUCGCCAUUUAACCAGGUUUCACAGGCCGUAGACCAUCACUGUCUAUAGGAACGCCAGACAGACUGGCUGUUUUCCUUCACUGAGAACCAUAAGUGCUGGACAGUAAAUGGUGCCCAUUUCUACAAUAAGGCCAUGUCUUCUUCUGAUUUGAAAUGCCUUUUCAAUACCCUGCUACUCAGUCGGUCGGUACCUUCCCCUCUAGAGACAAAACAGUAGUUGAACACCUUUAGUAGCCCCUCCAACUCCCACAAUUUUCUCAAUGUAACUGACUGACGAGUUCGUCCCACACCUUAGUGCUGAGCUCUCAGGAAGGCGCUCAGUGCUUUGGGAUGAUGAUAGUGGGAUGGGCUGGUUGGGAUUGGACACCUGCCAUCUCUACUCCACUGACUGGCUGUCAUGGUUACCAGGUACCUAUGCCCCGCCCUUGUCACUGUCUCAUCAUUGGCUUGUCACUAUUGGUGGAAGGAGCCUCCACAUCCUCACUCAAUCAGAAAGGACAUUUUUACUCCCUCUACCCAUGGACGUUGCAAGAGAUGGACUUCAACCACUUGUAGAAUGUUAUCCUUGGUCUGUUAAGAUGAACCUAGUGCUGUUUGUGGAUUAAUCUACAGUGUUUAAUUGGUUAAAGAGAAAAAGAAGUGAGGGGUCCGGUCCAUAAAACGUUUCAGAAUUAUGUGCAAUAUUUUCCCUCUGUGCUCUCUCCUUAGGUCAUAGCGCCCUCUGGGGUUCACCCUGUCAUGGCCAUGCAAUCCCACCUCUACUUCUCCCCAUGGUGGUCAGUUCAGUUCCCACUGUACCGACAAUGUUGAUCUAUUGCUAACUGUGAAUUUGAAAGUGCAGACAAUGUUUUGUUUACACUCUCCAAAUAUACAUUGUGUUUAUACAGAGUUAUGAAGUAAACAUUUUAAAUAGAAUCACGCUUCAAUACUGUUCGUUUCAUGUCGGGAUCCUGAAAGGAUGAAAGGGUAACCUUAAUGAAAAAUGUAGCUGGCAGAUAAUGCACUGACUGUAUGUGGUAAGGUUGAACAGCUUUUUACAUAAUUUUUAUUUUUAAAAGUGACACUUUGAUUUUAAACUGUGGGUUAUGUGGCUUUAGGGCAUGUCACAGGUCUCUGAUGUUUGAAUAUAGACUCCUUCAGAGAAGAGCUAUUUUCUGUCCCAAAUCUCAUCCUGUUUUCAUUAUAGUACACUACUUUUGACCAGAGACGCAUAUGGGCCCUGGUCAAAAGUAGUGUACUAAAUAGGGAAUAGGGUUCCAUUUAGGAUGUACAUGUGGCUCGCCAUCCAGGGAUACUUUAUGCUUUUUUCUGUUGACAAUGAAGCUUUUCUCAUUUUGCAGUCUUAUGUUUAAUGAACUCUGCUGACGUGAGUGCACGGCACUCUAUUUAUUUUUCAGUCUUUUCUGUAUAUUUAAGAACAAGUUAUAUUCCUUCUGCUGCUUGGCAAACUGUAUGAAAACCUUUUUAGUUUGCUUGUAAACGGUCCUCUCCAUUUUUGUGUUUUUUGUUGCCAUUUUAGGAAAGGCCCCAAUGGGAAUAUCAGGAUUGAAAUGCUAUUGGGCACUGUUUUGAGUUGUUUUAAAAUGCUACGUAUUACUCUUAUAGUUGCAAUAUGAAAAUGUUUGCUUGUCAUAAGAUGUAGAUUAGAUCUGGUGAAGGGUCUGAUUGGCCACCUAAGGUAUUAAUGUAUUUGCAUAGGAAAAUGCACCAACAAAAAGACAUCCUCUGUCAUUUUUAACGUCUUUUUAUAGUUGAGGCCCAAUGAAAUUUCCGAAAACAUUAAGGAACAUCGAAGGUAUUGCACAUAUGUUUGGUUAUCAGGUAAACAUGGGUCAUUAUAUUAUAUAAAAUGUUAGUUUAUUCUCCACUUAUUACUUCCCAAUGUCCCUGUUUGUUUUUCCUCAUUUCAUUGGAACAACUUAAAUCAGUAGAUUCUUCAAGAGAUGAUGGGGUCAUGUUUUCUGCUCCAAUCAGCAUCCUUGUUGAUUCCAGCAUCUUGCCAACCACGUCAUCAUGUUCGCCUCAAACCGUUUUGGGCAUUGUUUUGGAUCCUAACGCUUUGAUCAACAUCUUGAGGGGGCUCCUCUCUCUUUUCACAGACCACUUAACCACAGAGCAUAGUAUGAGGAUGGUGUCAUGUUGGAAUUAAGGAAUAUGAAUUCAGACAUAAACUUUUGUUACAUGUACUUGUUGAGAAAUUAAUUUGAAAGUGAUUUGAUUUAUUUUGGAAAUGGGAAUUCCUUUCCAUUUACAAUGUGAAUGACUCCCUUGUCUGUCUCUCUAUUAAACGUCAUUAUGUAUUUUG